Messenger RNA from Mycena indigotica, 1872 nucleotides. RefSeq lists its product as uncharacterized. The transcript has 3 exons. The coding region runs from base 1 to 1872 and encodes 623 amino acids. Lineage: Eukaryota; Fungi; Basidiomycota; Agaricomycetes; Agaricales; Mycenaceae. The record is from RefSeq and is a predicted model, not a curated record.
AUGAAGCCGUCGUUAAACGACGCUUGGCAAGGGAUACUCAUCGGGUCUGUAUUCAGCAUAACGUGGACGGUGGCGGGAGCGGCUCGCUCCACACACAACCCGACAUCUCUAUCCUCCUCGCCGGAGGCUGCGCAACCCCUUCUGCGCAUUUCCCCCCCAGCUCUCUCGUAUGCUGACAUCGGCGAAAUCUACGACAACAAGCUCUCCGACAAUCUGGGGAAAGCAGAACGAUCGCAGAUGGCAGUUUAUGCUAGAGAGGUGUUUAUUCAACAGCCGAACCGAAUGUUUGUGCGCGUCAACAUCAUCACCCCAAUGACUGUCCGAAUCCUUCUUUUUGAUCGAAGUGGUUGUUAUUAUUCGCAACCUGUCAACUAUCACUCGUCUGCUGGCGCCAUCUUCCUCGUCAAACUUGUACUGCUUGGCAGUGCAUUCGACGAAUCCUUGAUUGGAUUUGAUACGUCAAUCUAUUGGGAAAACGGUCGUCGUAAAAUGAAGCUCAUCCCGCCGCGAAUCUAUGACAACGACGCUGGCGAAUGGCGAGACAACAUCACCAAGACAGUCUAUGUCUUCGUUAUCGAUCCCAAGCCACUCUUUUCUCGUCGUACCAUUCGCUCUCGAGGAACAGUCUGUUGGCGUGCCGUUUGCAAUGGUGUUUCAUAUGUGAUCAAGGACUAUUGGCGCGGUGAUGGGCGCAUACUUGAGUCCGAAAUUCUCCAAGACCUUAGCGGAAUACCUGGCAUUGGCCAGAUGCUCUGCUUUGAGAAUGAUCGCUUCUCGAUUAAGGAACUGCGAGGCAUCCCAUCAACUGAGGCAAUGAAGCACGACUCCCCUCCUUCGUCCGAGUACCCACCGACGGUCAUUAACCGAUAUUUGAUGCGUAUCGUUGUGGUUGAAUAUGGUGCCACACUUGAUGAGGCAGUCUGUGCCCAUCAGUUCCUUUGUGCGAUUCGUGACAUUGUCAAGGGUCACCAUACAGCCACCAUAGGCUUGGAUGAAGACAAACGUGUCCUCCAAAGUGACAUCAGCCCUUUCAACAUACGUCUUGCCUACGACAGAGCAGAUCAGCACGCUGUUCUGAUUGACUGGGAUCUCGCAAAACGCAUGGCUCGCCUCAUUGCUGGGGAUUUGGCAUCUUCUUCUGACCUCAGAACAGGCACUGAAAUUUACCAUUCAGUGAGAGUGCAUAUGGGGGACGCUGAGCGCCUAAGCCAUCUUCAACCUAUGGACGACCUCGAGUCGAUCUACUAUGUCAUCAUCUACGUAUUAUGCGGCUUCGACGAGCAUGGGGAAAAAAUUGCGAAACUUCCCCCCUCAAUCCAAUCCUGGAUGGACGGCGGGAAUACACCGAAGGCGAUGGCUUUAGCCCCCAUAAAACGCUCCUUUCUUCUAUGUGACCUUGAAUUUCGCGUCACCCGGUUUCCACUCCAACAUGACAUCCUCAUGGCUGUCAUCCACCAGCUUCACCAUUUCUUCCGAACCCGAAUAACUGCAAUUGGGGCAGCAACCCGGAUAUUACAUCCAACUCCUCUGCCCCCCUACAAUGCUGAACAAGCAAAAUCGGACUAUGCUGCCUUUCUCGCGCCGAUAGAGCAGGGCAUUAUGGACUUGGAGGCUGGAGGUGUCCUUGAGCCAUAUUCACGACCUCCCCCAACGCUCAAUCAACGACAAAGCAAACGGAAGUCCAAUUCAGUUGAUGAUGUGCCCGAUGCGCCGCCCACCAAACGCGUUUCUGGUCGAACACGAUCUUCUAUUGGAACAAGUUAUGCAGAGGCAGACACUUCUGGAUCAGAGGACCAAUCUUCGAAUUCAGCGGAAGAGAACAUGCCGGAGUCGCCCUCAGCUGGACGGAGAAAAGGCAAAGGACGAGGGUGA